AGCCGAGCGGCCAACUCGACCUCUUCUGCCUUCUCCCGGUCUUCAGAGCCGGGAGUUGCGGUGCAUCUCAGCUUUUACUUCUCGACAUCUCAACGACAGGAGCCCUUUUUCGACCAUGCUGGCCCUUCGGUUCAUGACGCUGUUUGCAACAGCGGCCAUCGUUCAUGGCCAAACCAUCGACAGCCUGGACCCUUGCGCGAAAACGUGCUACAACAGCGUGCUUGCCAAAGGUUUGCCGGGCUGUGCAGCGGACGACCUGGCAUGUCUGUGUCGCAAUCCCGACUUCGGCUUUGGCAUCCAUGACUGUGCUGUUGGGAACUGCCCAGCAAGCUACGUCGCAACAGUCGUACAGGCGGCUUCUGCCUUGUGUGCCACCGCCACGCUACCCCCUGCGGCCCCUGCAACGACCGCAGCGCCAACCAAGCCGACGCCGGCCCCGCCAGCCCCGACCACUCCGGUCUCAAGCGCGGCCGCCCUAACCUCAAGCAGCCCCACACCGGCUGCCGAAACCAGCAGGGCUUCCCAGUCAACCGUCUCUUCGGUCACCUCAACAUCGUCCACAUCAAGCACAACCGAGACUGGAUUAGCCGGCGCAACGUCGGGGGAAACCUCGACGUCUACAACAAGCUCGACCUCGUCGGCAUCGGCCACGCCACUAAGUGGCGAGGCUUCAUCUUCCUCGUCAUCGUCCACCCUCAAUCAGCUAACCACGCCAGCCAAGAUCGGCAUCGGAGUCGGCGCCGUGCUCGGCGUGGCGGCUCUGAGCGUGCUCGCUGUCUACGCGAUUCUGCGGCGCCGUCAGAAGAGGCGGCAGCAGCAGCUGCCGCAGCUACAGCAGCGGAAGCCCGGCAACGCAUCGCUACACAGCCAGAUCAAGAUCUCGGACCCGCUGCCGGGGUCGGGGCGGAGCUACGCACACGACCCCCACUACCAGCACCACGAAAACGGGGCCGGCGAGCUGGAGAUGAAGAGCCACCGCUACGAGGACAUGCUCCCGCGCCAAAAGCCGAGGCACAUGGUCUAAGGCGUGCUUGUUGUACGUGUGUGUAUGUGCAGCUAGUGAAACGGAGACGUACGGAACCAAAAAGAAGACGAAAAUACAAAGAAAUAGUAGAUGGGAUUUUGGCAGCAAAAUACAGGCGGGCCUCGAGUCCCUUCCCGAUGAUAUUUUCCACAAGCAGUCCCUAGGGUCCGUCCUGUAGCACGCACAGAGAUUUUUGGCCCACGUCAUAUCUUGGCUGCAGCUGGGUCAUGCUGAGGCGACUUGUCAUGGGGGGACAAGCAAGGUGCGACGGCAGCCACCUGCCAUCUUUUGAUGAUAUUACGAAUCACGAGGGGCUAUCAUAGAUACCGGGGCGGGUGUGGCG
This is a messenger RNA of Lasiosphaeria miniovina, 1367 nucleotides long. RefSeq lists its product as uncharacterized. Bases 116 to 1024 code for a protein of 302 amino acids. The record is from RefSeq and is a predicted model, not a curated record. The transcript has 4 exons. Lineage: Eukaryota; Fungi; Ascomycota; Sordariomycetes; Sordariales; Lasiosphaeriaceae.